This is a messenger RNA of Puma concolor (puma), 609 nucleotides long. RefSeq names its product transmembrane immune signaling adaptor TYROBP (gene TYROBP). Gene Ontology annotation, biological process: positive regulation of microglial cell mediated cytotoxicity; microglial cell activation involved in immune response; neutrophil activation involved in immune response. Gene Ontology annotation, cellular component: cell surface. NCBI's taxonomy places the organism in Eukaryota, Metazoa, Chordata, Mammalia, Carnivora, Felidae. The record is from RefSeq and is a predicted model, not a curated record. Gene Ontology annotation, molecular function: signaling receptor binding.
CUCCCUCCUGCCACCACCCACCUCAGACUUCCUCCUUCACUUGGUUGGACGCUACACCAUAUCCCACCGGCCCUUGAACUCUGGUGUCCAGCAGCGUCACCUGCGUCAUGGGGGUCCUUGGACCUUCCAACAGGCUCCUGUUCUUGCCUCUCCUCCUGACUGUGGGUGGUUUUAGCCCUGCCCAGGCACAGAACGAAUGCAAUUGCUCCGUGGUGAGUCCCGGUGUGCUGGCGGGGAUCGUGCUGGGGGACCUGGUACUGACCCUCCUCAUCUCCCUGGCUGUGUACUCCCUGGGCCGGCUGUUCCCUCGGGGGCGAGGGGCUGUGGACGCAGUGACCAGGAAACAGCGCAUUACGGAGACAGAGUCGCCAUAUCAGGAGCUCCAAGGUCAGAGGUCAGAUGUCUACAGUGACCUCAACACACAGAGGCCAUAUUACAAAUGAGCCCAAACCACAGCAGUCAACAACCUGAUGCCUGGAUCCAGUCAUUCCUGAUGCCUACCCAGCACCUUAUUCCUCCUCCCACCGAGAUACAGAUCCAGAGUGCUCUCCCUGAGAUGUCAGACUUUUCUCCACCACUGCUCCCAAAUAAACAUGGCACACAAAAACA